CGUUCAUUGCAAAAUCAGUUUGUCAUGAGUUCUACAGACGUCAAACCGGUUUAAAUAUUGUUGAUGAUUGAACAAUUGAAAUUUGUGCUCAUGUAAAAAAAGAGAUGAAUUGGUAUUAUAUAUCGUUGUUACUGUGUUUUUUCGGUUUUCUCAAAGAAAUUCGACCAUCAGAACCGUAUGUCAGUGAUUAUAUGCAUGAGCCGUACAGAAAUGUGACCAAAGAAGAACUAAAUCGAUAUGUUUACCCAAUUGCGACGUAUUCUAGUGUUGGACUGUCGAUUGUGGUGCUUUUGAUUACAGAUUUGUUGAGAUACAAGCCAAUUGUAAUAUUGACUGGUUUGGCUGGGAUCAUAACAUGGUCACUGUUAUUAUGGACACGAUCAUUUUACGGUGCUCAGUUGGUUGAAGUGUUUUAUUCACUUUAUAUUGCAUGUGAAGUGUCUUAUUUCGCAUACAUUUAUGCCAAAGUAUCGAAGGAACAUUUUUUAGCGGUAUCAUCCCAUACACGGGCCGCAUUAUUGAUGGGACGAUUUAUUUCCGGUGUUUUAUCGCAAUUACUUCUUUAUUUGAAACUCAUGGACAUACACUCAUUGAAUUUUAUAACACUGACUACACAAAUUGCCGCCACAAUAAUGGCCAUAUUUUUGCCAAAUGUUGAGAAGAGUAUCUAUUUUAAUACAUCGACCGAUGAUAUCAUUCAGCAAAGUCACAGUAAUUUACAAUGCGAAACGAGUGAUAAACAAUCAAUUGACCGUGUUAAAUGGCGACAAGCGUUCGUUUUAAUGUCCAAACAGUUAAAAUACUCGUAUUCAAAUCGACAUGUUGUGCUAUGGAGCAUUUGGUAUGCAUGCGGAAUGUGUGUAUUUUUACAGUUUUUAUCAUAUGUGCAGUUGGUUUGGAUUGCAAUUGAUAAUCGGCCAGAGGUUAUGUGGAAUGGUGCCAUUGAAGCAAUCUCAACUCUAAUAAGUGCCACAAUUGCCUUGCUCGUCGGUCGACUGCGUACAAAUUAUAUAAACACAAAAUCAAAAGUAAAUUCGGUACUAUUUGUAAUGUCGUUGUGUGCAAGUUGUGCGAUAUUUUUGACGGCAAACGCACCAAAUCGCUUCUUAUCUUAUGGUGGCUAUAUACUAUUCUAUAUGUUUUACAAUUUUACCAUUACACUAUCAAGUGCUGAGAUCGCCAAAGAGCUUCCCAAAGACAGUUACGGUUUGAUAUUUGGAGUGAAUACAUUUUUCGCAUACUGUUUGCAGAGCAUUUUAACUGUGAUUGUCGUAACCGAUUCAUUUGAAAUGAAAUUGAACAUCAUUCAACAAAUGAACGUGUAUGGUGGAUUUUUGGCUGUUGUUGGUUUAUUAUAUGCUUUGCAAAUGGUGAUAUCUGGCAUAAAAUCGAUGAUAGAUACAGAAAGUAAACCAGAAUGAACCGCAGUUCAGCAAUUACAUUAUUUAAAUGUAUAUAUGAUCUAAUUGUUGUUGUUUUUUUUGUACUUAAAUAUUAAAAGCAGCAGAAAUGCUUAAAUAAAUAGAAAUUCACUGAAUAA
Molecule: messenger RNA, 1540 nt
Organism: Contarinia nasturtii (swede midge)
Lineage: Eukaryota; Metazoa; Arthropoda; Insecta; Diptera; Cecidomyiidae
Product: thiamine transporter 2-like
Exons: 5
Coding region: 105-1421 (438 amino acids)
Biological process (GO): vitamin transport; transmembrane transport
Cellular component (GO): plasma membrane
Molecular function (GO): vitamin transmembrane transporter activity
Source: RefSeq, a predicted model, not a curated record